ACGAUGUCAGUCAGGUGACUGGACUUCCUACCGACAAUUACGUAUGCAGAAUGACUUUGCGUUUUCCGAUCCCGGGUUCCUAGAAAUCCUAUUUGUUCUAGAAAUAAAGUAUUUAUUCUGCAAUAUGCCACGUACCACCAAGUGAAUAUUAUACGGAUAUCCCUGCAUGAAAUACAACCGUUGAACAAGCACUGUCUCACUGAUCGACGGUAUUGCUGACAGAAUGUCUGAGACUCUACAGCCAGUAGUGUUCCUCUCCCACGGCGGCGGCCCCUCCUUCUUCAUGUCUAAGGCUGAAUUCCCUGCCUUUAAGGCAAUAGACAAGGACUCCAAGGCUGCAGACUACCUCAGGAACAUGGUCAAGCUGGAGAAGCUGCCCCAUCCAAAGGCCAUCCUGGUUGUCAGUGCUCACUGGGAGGAGCGCCACCCCACUGUCAUGACCAACCCCUCCCCACCCCUGUACUUCGACUACUAUGGGUUUCCUAGCAACACAUACAAGCUGAAAUGGCCCUCCCCUGGGGCUCCGGAAUCAGCUGAGAGAACCAGGCAGGUGCUGGAGGCUAGGGGGUUUACUUGCGGUGCUGAUGAAGAGCGAGGUUUUGACCAUGGUGUCUUCGUCCCACUUCUCUUGAUGUACCCCAAAGCUGAUAUUCCAGUAUUCCAGCUGUCCCUCAUGUCCAGCCUCAGUAUGGAAAAGCACCUUGACCUUGGGGAGGCAUUGUCUGACCUUCGGAAAGAGGGUAUCCUGAUAAUCGGCAGUGGCUUCACAACCCAUGGGAAGAACAUGAUUGGAGACGAUGGGCCUCCAGCCCCGUGGGUUCUGGAAUACCAGAAGUGGCUGCAUGACAUCCUGAAAAACCCGGAUUAUUCACGAGAAGACAAACGGAGGAAGCUGAUUGGCUGUGUCAGCAAGCAGGAAUUUCCCAAAGCACAUCCUCGUAUAGAACACUUUCUGCCGAUAGCACUGACGCUUGCUGCUGCAGGCUACACGGCGCCAAGGAUUGCUUACUCCGAGAUCGUAUCUACUGGGGGAAUUCUUGAACAUUAUGUGUAUAGUGACUGAUCUGCCACCCUGACUGGUUCAUUCUGAUGAAAUAAUGAUGGUGUGAUUUGGUGAAUAUAUGAUAAACAUGAAUAAUAUAUAUGGUAUUGGUUUAGCAAUAAGACAUAUUUAAUUUGUUUUGAUAUAUAUGUCAUUUAAAAUACAAGGGUUUGUAAGCAAUAUUCAUGAAUUAUUAUGACUUGCAUGGUCAAUAACAUGCAUAUAUUUACUAGCAUUUUAUUGACAAUAUUUUUGAAGCUUUACAAAAGUUUCACACUCUUUAUAGACAUAUUGCAAAUGGAUAUACAGGUAUACACAGGGUAUGUACUAUUAAGAUACAUUGUUCUGUUCUGUAUGGAGAAGUGGGAGUGUAAGACUCCUUACCCUUGGCUGCCUAACUGUUGUAAGAUAGUGUUGGGUGGCCAAGUGGUAUAAGCACUCACUCGUAAUGCUUAUGGUCUGGGUUUGAUUCCCACAGGAGUACACCAUGUGAAGCGUAUUUCUGGUACUCAUGGCCACAAUACUGCUGGAAUAUUGCUAAAAAUAGCACAACACCAUACUCACUCACGUUCUAUUUACAACUUUGUGAAUCCUGUGUUCUUCCGUCGUUUCAUUUUUAUUUUAUUUUUUAUGUCCAAAGAUGUUGAAUGUGUUGUUUUUAGGAGUAUGAUAUUUUUAGAAUAUCAUAGUAAAAAAUCUUGCAAUGAAACAACAA
This is a messenger RNA of Haliotis rubra (blacklip abalone), 1757 nucleotides long. RefSeq names its product 4,5-DOPA dioxygenase extradiol-like. Lineage: Eukaryota; Metazoa; Mollusca; Gastropoda; Lepetellida; Haliotidae. The coding region runs from base 224 to 1063 and encodes 279 amino acids. Gene Ontology annotation, molecular function: zinc ion binding; ferrous iron binding; oxidoreductase activity, acting on single donors with incorporation of molecular oxygen. The transcript is spliced from 4 exons. The record is from RefSeq and is a predicted model, not a curated record.